Messenger RNA from Trichophyton benhamiae CBS 112371, 1113 nucleotides. RefSeq lists its product as uncharacterized. The record is from RefSeq and is a predicted model, not a curated record. The transcript has 4 exons. Lineage: Eukaryota; Fungi; Ascomycota; Eurotiomycetes; Onygenales; Arthrodermataceae. The coding region runs from base 1 to 1113 and encodes 370 amino acids.
AUGUCCAGCGACUUCUCGCCACAUACAAAUUCUGCGGGCGAGCGAAGUCACUCUACAUCAUCCGACCUUCCCCCGCACGUCAACAAGCCCAGGAAGGGCCAAACCUUGGAACAUUUCCUGUCUUCGCUUCUUCUCAUCUCGCAUCUUGCAUCCUCACUUCGCUCGUGGGUCAUCGUCGGCAUCUUCUUCGCAAAGGGGGUGACGAGACAGGAAAAAAAGGCCAGGUCGCCAGACGGACGCAAAAAGCAGAACAACAUCAGACGAGAAGGGACGGGGACAAGCACGAAACGACAGAGAGACAAGAGACAGAAGAGAAGACCAAGGUCGAGUCUCUUCUCCCCUAACUACCCAGCGCGUGCUCGAACCCGGCUCUGCCUGUUUAAAGUGAAGGGAUACGUCUAUCCUCUCUUUCCUGCCUGCUCGCUCUGCACCGCCAGCUUCAGCUCCAUCCUCAGCUUCGUCGUCCUCCUCCUUGCUCUGGCUACUUCUCUGUCGGCUCAGGGCGUCUUUUUACUCUCUGAUCUAUCUCGCUCCCUCUCUCUGGCUGUCUGUGGCUCUAUCCCUAUCUCAUCCUUCGCUUGGCCUUCCCCCCCCCCCCCCGUCACUGCCUCACACGCCUGGGCAGAGAAACAGAGCAAAAAAGAGAGAGAGACAGAGAUACACCCAAGCAAGGACUGCUUUCUCGGCAAACUCACUCCCCCAAGGACGGAGUACAUGCUAUGUAGCUCAGCUAUCUGGAUCAGCCUGCUAACUCUCCUCGCUAUCGUUCGUAUCGAUACAGAUGAAUUGGAUCUCCUAUACCCCUUCAUCCCUUCAUCGACUUCCACCAGAUCUUCUAGUUCUUCUUCUCCCUACUCGUUUCUUCUUCUUGCUAUUCUUCUCUUUUUUUUUUUUUUUUUACUUUUCCUCUGCCUUUCUCUACUCGGUUCCUCGGGAGUUGCUCCUAGGUUCCUCGUCCAGGUUCCCUCCACUCGUCCUCCUCAUCGUAGCAUAAAGAUGCUCGAUUCGCCUACAUAUAUAUCCUUCCUUUCUUGUCUCUUCUUCUCUGUUCUCAUCUCCUUCCUAUACGCGGACAACCCCAGUGAAACAAUUAACUUGACCCUCCCCAACUGA